AACUUAACCUUCAAAAAUACCUCGGCAUGUCUCCACUCCGUCGUUAAGAGCAUGUCUCUAAGAUAGCGUCACAUGUCCGAUUACGUAUUCCGAAUGUUCAACGAUAAUAACCAAACCAAAAUCUGACAGGACGUCGUCCCUCCACAUUCUCCUUACGACCUCAAUCACCUUGACUAGAACCGAAAAAUCCGGACCACACCACCGAAAUGGCAAGCAUCAAACCCUCCAGCCUGCUAAAUCUAGCAAGCAGAACCCUCAACCGAAGACAAUUCUCUUUCACUACCCCCGCAGCCGCUAAACAAAUGACCGUCAGAGACGCCCUAAACUCAGCCCUCGACGAAGAAAUGACUCGUGACGAUCGCGUCUUCAUCAUCGGAGAAGAAGUGGCGCAGUACGACGGCGCCUACAAAGUAACAAGGGGGCUGUGGAAGAAGUACGGCGACAAGCGCGUGAUUGACACUCCGAUCACCGAAAUGGGCUUCUCAGGGAUCGCCGUGGGGGCCGCCAUGGCGGGGCUGCGCCCCGUCUGCGAGUACAUGACGUUCAACUUCGCCAUGCAAGCCAUAGACCAAAUCAUCAACUCAGCAGGAAAGACGUUCUACAUGUCAGCUGGUAAAAUUAACUGUCCUAUUGUGUUCCGGGGGCCUAAUGGGGCCGCAGCUGGGGUUGCCGCUCAACACUCGCAGUGCUACGGGGCGUGGUACGCCCACUGUCCUGGUUUGAAAGUAAUCUCGCCUUAUAACGCCGAAGACUGCAAGGGGCUGCUCAAAGCGGCUAUACGGGACCCCGAUCCCGUGGUUUUUCUCGAAAAUGAGAUCUUGUAUGGGGUGCAGUACCCCAUGUCGGAUCAGGCGCUUGCAGAGGACUUUGUGUUACCGAUUGGAAAGGCAAAGGUCGAACGACCUGGGAAACAUAUAACAAUAGUGGCGCACUCUAGGGCUGUGGAGACGUCGCUGCUGGCCGCUAACGAGUUGUCAUCGAAAGGCAUCGAAGCCGAAGUUAUUAAUUUGCGGUCACUGCGCCCCCUCGAUUUUAACACGAUCACGGCUUCAGUGGCCAAAACGCACCAUUUGAUAAGCGUGGAACAGGGGUGGCCUACAGCGGGAAUCGGGGCUGAAAUUUUGGCAAGAAUUAUGGAAACUGAAGCGUUCUUCCAGCUGGAUCAACCAGCGAUUAGAUUAACGGGAGUCGACACCCCCAUGCCUUACACAAAGAAUUUAGAAAGUGCGGCGUUGCCAGUUCCCAAGGACGUAGUCGAAGCGGCGAAGAAAUUGUUAAAAGUCAAGUAGAAAGUGCCUUGUGGCAACUGGACUAUGUUGAAGACAUAGUUAGUGGUAAUUUAUUUUAUUUAUUUACUUUGUUUGACGCCAUCAUCAAGGUCUAAGAUUACUCUUUACAUAUGUACAUACAAUUGUAAAAUAGAAUAGUUGUCUGAGGUGUAAUAAGUGCAUUUUUCCAAUUAGGUGCUGCCAGGUGGAUUUUUAUUCGUUUGUUUUACGUGCCAACUUUUUAUUCCAUCCACUUGUAUGAAAUUUUUGUAGACAAUAAACUUAUCAACUCAAA
Messenger RNA from Zophobas morio, 1563 nucleotides. RefSeq names its product pyruvate dehydrogenase E1 component subunit beta, mitochondrial (gene Pdhb). The transcript is spliced from 3 exons. Gene Ontology annotation, biological process: pyruvate decarboxylation to acetyl-CoA. Bases 207 to 1289 code for a protein of 360 amino acids. NCBI's taxonomy places the organism in Eukaryota, Metazoa, Arthropoda, Insecta, Coleoptera, Tenebrionidae. The record is from RefSeq and is a predicted model, not a curated record. Gene Ontology annotation, molecular function: pyruvate dehydrogenase (acetyl-transferring) activity.